This is a messenger RNA of Myotis daubentonii (Daubenton's bat), 1652 nucleotides long. It is a transcript of the gene CD9, whose product is annotated as CD9 molecule. NCBI's taxonomy places the organism in Eukaryota, Metazoa, Chordata, Mammalia, Chiroptera, Vespertilionidae. Gene Ontology annotation, cellular component: plasma membrane. The record is from RefSeq and is a predicted model, not a curated record.
AAGCCCAGCUACAACUCUCUCUGCCCCUCUGGGGGAACCAAACCGCAAGUCCAGGAAGCGCCCCCGGGCUGCCCGGUCCUCUCGCUGCCUUACUACCCUUCGGUGACGGGCAUUUGAGAAUUACUCCCAUAAACCGCCGACCUAUCUUCCCACCUGGACGACAGCGCUUCUAACUCCUCCUGCUCCACAAGAGGUGCCAAAUACGAGUGUGCUCAACGAGGGAAGGUUUUCAAGGAGACAUAACGCCUGGCAGCUCCCCUUCACACCGAGGCCGAAACCAGCAGUGCCCUCACCGUGCGGACAGCCGGCCUCGGGUGACGGGACUCUACCCCGACGACCUGACCGGGGGAAGAUCUCCCAAAGUAGAGGCUCCCGCGGGCAGGCCGGGCUCUACCAGGCGAGUGCAGCCCGGAGGCCAGCCCGCAGCCGCCAGCUCUUCGCUCCUGCCCUGGUCCUGCUCGUUCCGGCCGCGCGUCCCAGUCCCAGACCAGUGCAGCCCAGGCCCGUGCAGCCCUCGCCAUGCCGGUCAAAGGAGGCACCAAGUGCAUCAAAUACCUGCUCUUCGGCUUUAAUUUCGUCUUCUGGCUUGCUGGGAUUGCAGUCCUUGCCAUUGGACUAUGGCUCCGAUUCGACUCUCAGACGAAGAGCAUCUUCGAGCAAGAAAAUAGUCAUUCCAGCUUCUACACAGGAGUUUAUAUUCUGAUUGGAGCCGGUGCCCUCAUGAUGCUGGUGGGUUUCCUGGGCUGCUGUGGGGCUGUGCAAGAGUCCCAGUGCAUGCUGGGAUUGUUCUUUAUGUUCCUCUUGGUGAUAUUUGCCCUUGAAAUAGCUGCGGCCGUCUGGGGAUAUUCGCACAAAGAUGAGGUGAUUAAGGAACUCCAGGAAUUUUACACGGACACCUACUCCAAGCUGAAAAACAAGGACGAGCCCCAACGGGAAACGCUGAAAGCCAUCCACUAUGCGUUGGAUUGCUGUGGUAUAGUAGGGGGAGUGGAACAAUUCAUCUCGGACAUCUGCCCCAAAAAGGAUGUACUCACAAGCAUCACAGUGAAGCCCUGCCCUGAGGCCAUCAAAGAGGUCUUCCACAACAAGUUCCACAUCAUUGGCGCCGUGGGCAUCGGGAUCGCCGUGGUGAUGAUCUUUGGCAUGAUCUUCAGUAUGAUCCUGUGCUGUGCUAUCCGCAGAAGCCGAGAGAUGGUCUAGAGUCAGCGUGCGCUCCUGAGCAGGAAAGUUUACCCCUGAAGAUCGUUGGCUAUUUUCCUGGGGUUUUAUUUUUGUUGUUAUAGUUUUGUUGUUGUUUCUUUUUUGUUUUUUCUUUUUUUUGCCACUAACUUUUAGUAUUCAUUCUGCAUUUAUAAACAAGGAAAAAAGUUAUUCUAUGUUUAUCUUUUUUAAUGCUUUAUUCAUAUGGAUAGUUGAGAGAUUGAGGGACUUGUUUUGCUUUGGUUUAUAAUUUUUGGUUUGUUUUUGCUUAUUAUGUUAGGCAGAAAUCCUGCAAUGAAAGGUACUAUAUUUGCUAGACUCGAGACAAAAGAUAUUGUACAUAAAGAGAUUUUUUUUUCUUUAAAUAGAUUUUAAAAAAUGUCUAUCAAAUUUAAUCAGAUUGUAACUUAUGUUGAAGACAAUUUGAUACAUAAUAAAAGAUUAUGACAAUA